Messenger RNA from Trichomycterus rosablanca, 2390 nucleotides. RefSeq names its product UV radiation resistance associated gene (gene uvrag). Gene Ontology annotation, molecular function: SNARE binding. NCBI's taxonomy places the organism in Eukaryota, Metazoa, Chordata, Actinopteri, Siluriformes, Trichomycteridae. The transcript is spliced from 15 exons. The record is from RefSeq and is a predicted model, not a curated record. Gene Ontology annotation, biological process: SNARE complex assembly. The coding region runs from base 153 to 2162 and encodes 669 amino acids. Gene Ontology annotation, cellular component: lytic vacuole; phosphatidylinositol 3-kinase complex, class III, type II; endosome.
GAGAGUUUAGUUUUGUUUAUGCACCAGCAGAUGCUUCACAGCUGCUUUACAAAACAUGUCGCUUAUUUAGAGGAGAUUUUGGGACAUGUUGGCACCCCUGGCCUUUCUGACACCGGUGCACAGGGAUGAGUUAGGUGUAUAAAUGCAGUGUAAUGAUGAAUUCUGUUUGGGAUCUUGCUGUCUCCUCCAGUGCUGUCAGUAAUCCUGUAACUGCUGCAUCUUCCCGAGCCGUGCAUGUGGAUCUAACCUCCCAGCAGAGGCGUUUGCGUCACCUGAGGAGCAUCGCUGCCAGGAACAUCGUGAACAGGAACCAUUCUCCUCUGCUGGACACCUACUUCACCCUUCACCUGUGUUUGGGGGAUCGAAUAUCUAAAGAUUUCUACAAGAGUGAAAUCAUCCAAGACUCUCUGAACCCGACAUGGCGCAGUUUGGACUUCGCGAUGCUGCCGGACCUGUUGGACACGUCGGUCUCGUGCUUCGUGGUCAGAAUCUGGGGAGGACAGGACCAACACUUCCAGCUGCUCAUCGAGUGGAAGGUCAACCUGGACGGCCUGCGCUACACCGGCCAGCAGAUCCGGUCGAGGAACCCUAACGAGAUCAUAUUCGGACUGAAUGACGGUUACUACGCGGCGGAUUUUGAUCAGAAGGAGAAUUCGGAGAGGAAGAAGAACUCCUUGUUGCAGGUGGACCAGAGCUCAUUGAGGAACUCCUACAGCGUCUUCUCUCUGCUCAGACUCCACACGGCGCAGAAGGCGAUUAAACAGACGCAGGUGACGGUGCAGAGAAUCGGCCGACAGAUCGAGGAGAAGCUCCGAACCACGGCGGCCUGUACCGAACUGAAGAAGGAGCGUGAGUGUAUGCAGUUACGUAUCGGAGUGUUACGGAGUGAGGUGAGCAGACAGAGGAAAGCUCUACACAGAGAGAACGACACACUGCACAAAGAGAGGAACCACGUACAGAGGAAAGAAGAGACGUUCUCGUCCCAGCACCAGGUUCUGACGACAGAGCGAGAAGCUCUAACAGAUCUACAGAAGGAAAGCACUGCAAAAAGAGAACUGUUCCUGAAGACCAACGCCCAACUUACAUUUCGGUGUCGUCAACUCCACUCCGAACUUUCAUACAUCUACCCCAUCAAUGUGAAUAAUCAGUCAGACUUUGUGAUCUGUGGGGUGAAGCUGCCAAACUCGGAAGACUUCCAAGCAAAGGAUGAUGGGAGUGUGGCGGUGGCCCUGGGUUACACAGCGCACCUGGUUCUGAUGAUUUCCUGCUUCCUGCAGAUCCCACUCAGGUAUCCCGUCGUGCACCGGGGCUCGCGCUCCACCGUCCGGGACACCAUCACCGACAAGCUCAGCGAGAAGGAGCGAGAGUUCCCUCUGUACCCACGUGGAGAACGAUUCCAGUUUGAGUACGGCGUCUACCUGCUCAACAAGAACAUCGCUCAGUUGAGGUAUCAGCACAGCCUGACCACGCCCGACCUGCGCCAGACUCUACCCAACCUGAAGAACUUCCUGGAACACGGCCUGCUGGUCAGAUGUGACCGUCACCACGUCUCCAGCUCCAUCCCGGUUCCCACCAAACCUCACCCGAGCGCCUCUCAGCUCGCCUUCCCCGCCUCUCCGGAUUCGGACAAGAAGAGGCGCAGAUCCAGCAAGGGGGACAGGGACGCCGUCACGGCGACCGUCGAGCCCCCCUCCGAGCCUGCGGGCGUCGGCCCGGGACCGGACGAUACGCCGGAGAGGCGACCCGCGGCCGCACAGGAGGACGGAAAGAUCGAUUCGGACCCGGAAAACGACCCGGAAGGAACCCGGGGCGGAGAAUCUGAAGCGCCCGGGGGAGCGGCGGAGAGCCAGGAGCACCGGGGCGCCGUGAACGGGUCGGCCCCGCCCGGCAUCGUGGCCCCGCCCGGCGCCGACGCCCUCUGCUCGGUGGAGCAGGCGGAGGAGAUCAUGGGCACGGAGGCGACGGGACUGGGCGUGGGAACAGGGGCGCGGCUGGACGAUUUCCCGUGCAUCCCGGUGGAGCACGCGGUCGCCGUGGAGAGCGACGAUCAGGUUCUGGGCGAGCUGGAUGCUCAGGGGUUCGAGGAGUUCUCGCGCCGGAUUUACGCCCUCAACGAGAACCCGUCCAGCUUCAGGCGGCCGCGCAAAAACUCCGAGAAAUAAACCAGAGGGGGGAAGGAGGGAGCAACCCCCCCCCCCCCCCCCCGGCCCCGCUCGACUGCAUCCAGUCUAGAUGUUAGAAACAGAGAUUAUUAUUAUAAUAAAAUUAUUAUUAUUAUUAUUAAUAAUCCUCUUUAUAAUUAUUGUAAUUAAUAGAAUUCUCUGGGUUCUUGAACAGUUUGCACUUCUCUAACUUUCCUUUCAAAUGUAAUAAAGAGAAUGUCCUUGAAA